AUGGCGGACUACAACGCAGCAGGUGCCGACACGGCGGUGGUGGACGACAACGUGCCGCCAGGCAUCACGACGAAGCAGGACGAAAUCAUCCAGUACGUGGCCAAGUACGUGGUCGCAUCGUGUGACGGGGCGCGAUAUCAAGACAAGGUUCGCACGCGCACAAAGCAUAACCCGUACUUCGAUUUCCUCAACGCCAAGCACCCGUACCACCAGUACUACCAGUACCUCCUCGAGUCCUACCGGCACUGGAUGCGCAAUAGCGAGGCAGUCGGGGCCGGGACGUGGGGCGGCGGUGUCGAUGCGACGCAGGGCCAGGGGCAGCAGCAGCAGUGGAACGAGGAAGACUACUACCAGUACUACGGCGCCUACGCUGGACAGGCGAGUGGCAUUGAGUUUCAGGGCAACGCCGCUGGUCAGCUUGGCGAGGGAAGCAGCUAUGUGGACGCAUCUAGCUCCGCGCACGCGCGGAACGCCAGCAGCGGCGUCGAUCCCACCUCGUACGAGUCGGAAGCAGUCACUGCCACGGGCUAUGGCGCUGGCUACGACCCCUCGGCGGUAGACCCGGAGCCGGCGCAGGUGGCAACGACUGCAGGCGGCGGCGAAGCUCAGGCCGAGGAAGACGAAGACGACGAGUACGAGCUGGUCAUGGAAAAUGGGCAGUGGGUGUCGCGCAAGCGGAUGUAG
Messenger RNA from Leishmania major strain Friedlin, 684 nucleotides. Its product is annotated as putative RNA binding protein. Gene Ontology annotation, molecular function: RNA binding. The record is from RefSeq and is a predicted model, not a curated record. The transcript has a single exon. The coding region runs from base 1 to 684 and encodes 227 amino acids. Gene Ontology annotation, cellular component: catalytic step 2 spliceosome; U2 snRNP; U2-type prespliceosome. Gene Ontology annotation, biological process: mRNA cis splicing, via spliceosome; regulation of alternative mRNA splicing, via spliceosome. NCBI's taxonomy places the organism in Eukaryota, Euglenozoa, Kinetoplastea, Trypanosomatida, Trypanosomatidae.